This is a messenger RNA of Monomorium pharaonis (pharaoh ant), 1987 nucleotides long. RefSeq names its product metalloendopeptidase OMA1, mitochondrial. The transcript is spliced from 8 exons. Gene Ontology annotation, biological process: mitochondrial protein processing; protein quality control for misfolded or incompletely synthesized proteins. Gene Ontology annotation, cellular component: mitochondrial inner membrane. Gene Ontology annotation, molecular function: metalloendopeptidase activity. Lineage: Eukaryota; Metazoa; Arthropoda; Insecta; Hymenoptera; Formicidae. The record is from RefSeq and is a predicted model, not a curated record. Bases 509 to 1756 code for a protein of 415 amino acids.
AUUAAGUUGUAGUGUGAUAUAAAUAUUUAUAUGCAAUUUUUUCAAAUUAAUCGUAAAUAUUUUUUAGAAAUGUUGAAUCAUUGAAGAAUUUUAUUUGUAAAAAUAAUGAAAAUUAACUCAGAAGUGUUGUAAUUCAACAUAUAAGAAGGUGCUGAAAAAUCACGUGUAUAUAAGGAUGCAUUUGAGAAUUAUAUCUAAAUAACUCUAGGUUAUAUAUAGUUUACAUAUUGCAUAACUUAUGUGUAAACCAAUAUAAUUCUGAAUAUAUUCCAGAGGAUUAAAGGAGGAUAUUAAAAAAAGACUGAUUGUUGCCCAAAAACUGUAAGUAAAAGGAAGUGUUUCUUUUAUUUUCAAGAAGAUUCUGGCCAUUAUUGAUCUUAUUAAGAAGACAGAAUUAAGAGCACGAAAAGAAAGGAUUAUUAUAUUCCUGCAUGCAACAUUGUACUCCUUGAGAGAUAUAUUUUUCUUUUUAUUGAAUAUAAUUAUUUACCAAGACCUUCUUGUCAGUAUGCUCACUAUAUCGAGAAGUUUAUGUCAAAAGAAUCUUCAGCAGGCAACAACUGGUCAUUUUGUUAUUUGCUUUAUGAGAAGUUGUCAUCGUGCCUGGCCAUACAAGAGAUUUCUUAUUCAAGAUAAAGUUGACUGUGGAGCACCGCGAUACUUAAAAUUACAAAAAUGUGAUUUUCGCACUACCCAGAAUUUGUUUGUUCCACCGUUAUUAGCUUUGAUCUUGCGUCCUGUCUUACGCAUCAGUUCGUUAUUGAUGGGACGUAGUAUGAAAAGAUGGUGGACACGUAAAUCUGAGCAGGAGAAGGAGGAAUAUAAACAGUGGUUUAGGGGAAAAAGUAAUGUAUUUCUAAGUUGUUUCGGAGUAUAUGUUCUUAUAUUGGCUACUUAUUAUAUAACUCAUCUUGAAACUAAUCCAUUGACAAAACGUACAAGAUUUAUAAUUUUUAAUCAGGAACAAGAAAAAAAACUGGGAAAAAUGGUUCUUGAAGCUCAUUUAGAAGUUCAUAAAAAUAAUUUAGUACCACAUGAUCAUCCAGCUUACAAGAGACUCAUAAAGGUGAUUGAAAAAAUUUUUACAGCUAAUAAAGAUUUAAAAUCGAUGAGAGAUGUACAAUGGACUUUAACUGUUAUUAGUACACCAUUAUCAAACUCUUAUAUUUUACCGGGUGGAAAUAUUUUUGUGUCUUUAGACAUUUUAAAAAUUACCGAAAAUGAUGACCAAUUAGGUAUUGUUUUGGCGCAUGAAAUGGCUCAUUCGUUGUUAUUACAUUCACUUGAAGUACUAUCGGAUCAACUACUGUGGGACUUUUUAAUAGCAAUACCCAUAUUAUUAAUUUGGGCAUUAUUUCCUGACUUCUCAGCUGCUAUAAUUCACUUUAUAGGAGAACGAAUUGUGAAUGUCAUGUACAAUCUUCCAUUAAGUAGAAUUUUGGAGAAUGAAGCUGAUGAAGUAGGACUUAAACUAGCUGCAAAAGCUUGUAUCGAUAUUCGUGAAGCUGUUGUAUUUUGGGCUACAAUGAGAACUCUUACAGAAAUGCAUACAUUGCCUCCAGAAUUACCAUGGAUAUCUACACACCCUGCUCAUGGGGACAGAGAAAAGAGAUUGAACGAAAUAAUGGCAAAAACAUUAGAAUUGCGAAAGGAAUCAGGGUGUCCAGUGUUGCCAAGAGUAGAUCCAAGAGAUGAGUUUUACAAACGAUCGAUAAAAGAAAAGGAGUUUUAUUUCAAACAGAGAGGGAUAAUUUAAGAUUAAACUUAGAAAACCAAUUAUUUUGUUAUUGUACUUAAAGAACUUAAUUUUAUCUUAGUUAUUAAGUUAUUAAAAUAUCUUUAUGCUGUAAAUUAAAACAAUGUAUUUUUAUGUAAUUAUAUAAAGUAAUAAAUAAAUAAAUAUAUAAAUAUAUACAUGUACACAUAUAUCCAUUCUUAAGGGUUUAUAGUAGUCAGUCAGAAGAGUAAAAAAAGGAAUUUUUGUGAA